This is a messenger RNA of Humulus lupulus (European hop), 3288 nucleotides long. RefSeq lists its product as uncharacterized. The transcript has 4 exons. The record is from RefSeq and is a predicted model, not a curated record. Bases 1 to 3288 code for a protein of 1095 amino acids. Lineage: Eukaryota; Viridiplantae; Streptophyta; Magnoliopsida; Rosales; Cannabaceae.
AUGACAAUCGAUAAGACUUGGGUGACCAUGAGAAAUCGUAAGGAUCCUGCUUACUGGGAAGGUCUCCAAGUCUUUAUGGCACUCGCGUCUAAACACAAAGAUUGUGACGGAAGAAUUUUCUAUCCUUGUGUUAGAUGCAAGAAUACCAGACUGCAUCCUUUAGAUAAUGUGGAGGCACAUAUUUUUACCAAGGGUUUUGAAAGCAGUUAUGAGAGGUGGACUUACCAUGGGGAGCCAGAUGAACCAAUCGAGGCUAACAAUGCCGAUGCCGAUGAGAUGGUUGAUGUCAUUGAAGAUUUCUUUCCUCCUAUAAAUGACGAUGGAAGAGCAACCGACGAUGGAAUUCAGAGGGGUCAAUAUUAUGAUGAGAUGUUUGAGGAGAUCGAGGCAGAGUUGUACCCCGGUUGCGAUUGGAUAUCCUCCCUCAACUUUGUAGCAAAGUUGAUGCACUUAAAAAAUUUGGGAAAAAUACCAAAUUAUAUCUUUGAUGAAUUGUUGAAAUUGUUGAAGUUUGCAUUUCCGAAGGAAAACAAAAUCCCUCCAACAUUCUAUGAGGCGAAGAAGAAACUAAGUAAAUUAGGCCUAGGGUAUGAAUCAAUUCAUGUGUGCAAGAACAAUUGUUGUUUAUUUUACAAUGACCAUGCAUCGAAAGAUUUUUGCCCGGUAUGUGGGACCAGUAGAUGGAUUAAUGAGAACACAAGUGGAAAAAAGAUAGCGCAUAAGGUGAUGCGUUACUUUCCAUUAACUCCAAGAUUGAAAAGAUUAUACAGUUCAAGAAUUACAGCCAAAGAGAUGGUAUGGCAUCGUACUGGGCGUGUGAAAGAAAAUGGUGUUAUGCGUCAUCCUGUUGAUUCCGCCGCGUGGAAAAACUUUGAUAGCAAACAUUCGGACUUUGCAAGAGAUCCACGGAAUGUGCGCUUAGGCUUGGCUGCCGAUGGAUUUAAUCCUUUUGGCAACAUGAGCUUAUCGUAUAGUAUGUGGCCUGUAGUUUUGGCGAAUUAUAAUUUGCCACCAUGGAUGUGUAUGAAGGAUAACAAUUUCUUGUUGACUCUCCUUAUUCCCGGACCUAAAUCACCUGGUAAAAACAUGGACGUAUUCUUGAGGCCUUUGGUGGACGAGCUGAAGGAAUUGUGGACUAACGGGAUUGAGACAAGAGAUGCGACAAGCAAUUCAAUGUUCAAGAUGCGUGCAGCUCUUCUUUGGACAAUUAAUGAUUUUCCCGCUCGCAGUAGCUUGUCUGGAUGGAGUGGCCAAGGAUAUAAAGCUUGUCCUACAUGCAAUGAGGAUACUAGUUCUAUUCGAGUGAUUGGUAAGACCUCUUACGUUGGCCAUAGACGUUUCUUGCCAUCCAAUCAUCGUAUGAGAAAGGACCGUGAAUUUGAUGGAAAAGUUGAAAAGAGGCUUCCUCCAAGACGAUUUACUUGUUUAGAGAUAUUAGAACAAGUGAAUGCUAUAUCCGAACGAGCUCCGGGGAAACGAAAAAGAGGUGAGACUGAAAGUAAUUGGAGGAAAAAAAGCAUCUUUUAUGAACUAGAGUAUUGGAGUACCAAUGAGCUGAAACACAACAUAGACGUUAUGCAUGUGGAGAAGAAUGUUUGUGAUAGUAUCCUUGGCACCCUCUUGGAUAAUGACAAGUCUAAAGACACCACCAAUGCAAGACAAGAUUUGAAAAAUAUGGGAGUUCGUCAAUCCUUAUGGAUUUACGAAGAUGCUCACAAAAGGUUGCUAAAACCCCAUGCCCCUUAUGUGUUGACUGCUGAAGAUAAGCAAUUAUUUUGUAGAUUUUUGAAAGGAGUUAAAUUGCCAGAUGGGUUUUGUUCGAACUUGAAGAAGAAAGUAACUGACAACAAUAUUGUUGGAUUGAAAUCCCAUGACUGUCAUGUUAUCAUGCAACGGUUACUUCCUGUUUGUAUUGGCAAGUUUUUAUCGAAGGAAAUAUCAACCACCAUAAUAGAAUUGUGUAAUUUUUUCAGAAUUUUAUGUUCUAGGACAUUGAAUGUAAAAGACAUGGAGAAGGCACAAGGAGACCUCAUUCAAAUUUUAUGCAAAAUGGAGAGGAUUUAUCCUCCAGCAUUUUUUGAUAUCAUGAUACAUUUGGUACUACAUUUGCCUGAGGAAGCCAUAUUGGGUGGGCCAGUUUUUAUGAGAUGGAUGAAUAAAGCACGCCCAGAAGGAUCUAUUGUUGAAGGAUAUGUUAUAGACGAGGCUUUGACAUUUUGCUCCAUGUACUUCAAAGGUGUGCAUACAAAAUUCAAUUGUCCUGAGCGCAAUGAAGAUGCUCCUCUUCUAUCUCGGUACCUAACAGUUUUCAAAUCUCAAUGUCGUCCACUCGGAAAACAAACAAUAAUACCUCUCGACGAGAAGACUCGCAAAAGAGCUGAGUGGUACAUACUAGAGAAUUGUACUGAGAUCGAUUUUUAUAUGAAAGAGCAUCUCGAAGGAAUCAGACGGAGGGACCCGAACGCUAACCAUAACCUUUUACAUAAAAAAGAAUUUCAGUCGUGGUUUCAUGAGAAGAUUUUCAAUUUGUAUAAGCUCGGGUCAUUAGAACAUAGUGAUGAAUUGCUAGCUUUAGCAUCUGGGUCUGAUUUCGUUGUGUAUUCAUAUCCGGCAUGUAUAGUUAAUGGGGUACGAUUUGUUGUAAACAGUCGAGACAAAGAUCGCAAUACUCAAAACAGUGGGGUGUCUGCUGUAGGGAUAGAAGGUUUUGACUAUUAUGGGGAGCUUGAAGAAAUAUUGCAUUUGACUUUUAGUGGUGCCUAUUCGGUAGUAUUAUUUCGGUGUAAAUGGUUCAAUGCAGAUCCGAGAAAGAAGAAAUUAAUUACUGAAAAUAAUAUCACUAGCAUAAAUGUUAGUGGUAUAUGGUACAAAGAUGACCCGUACAUUCUUGCUAAUCAAGCUAAGCAAGUUUUUUUUGUGGAUGAUCUUGUUAGAGGUCGAAACUGGAGAGUUAUUCAUAAUGUGCAUCAUCGCCAAAUUUGGGAAAAUAUUGAUGCUUCUGAUGAGACUAAUGAUGUUGAUGUUGUACAUGACACAAACUCAUCUAAUUUUACAUUGUUUGUGGAUUUGGGGGAAUUGAUUGUGCAACGAACUAAUCAACCACCAAGGAUUUUAGAUGUCUCUCAAAGUUCCGAGAUGGUGCUAGAUGUUGAUAAUAUUAGAGACGACGAAGAUGAAGACAUUGUAAAAGAUGUGGAUGAUGACUUGCUAGUUGAUCAUCUUGAAGAUGAAAUUCAAGAUUCGUCCCCAACAAAUUUACUUUUGAUUAGUGAUGAUGAUUGUGAUUAA